Puntigrus tetrazona (Sumatra barb) is the source of this 485-nucleotide messenger RNA. RefSeq names its product extracellular serine/threonine protein kinase FAM20C-like. The transcript has 3 exons. Gene Ontology annotation, cellular component: Golgi apparatus. The record is from RefSeq and is a predicted model, not a curated record. Gene Ontology annotation, molecular function: protein serine/threonine kinase activity. Lineage: Eukaryota; Metazoa; Chordata; Actinopteri; Cypriniformes; Cyprinidae. Gene Ontology annotation, biological process: protein phosphorylation. Bases 2 to 400 code for a protein of 132 amino acids.
GAUGUCCUCAGACUCCUAUCCAAAUUGGCUCCGCUUCCACAUUGGGAUCAACCGGUAUGAGCUUUACUCCAGGCACAACCCGGUCAUAGAUGCAAUGCUGAAGGAUCUGGUGUCGCAGAGAAUUACCAGCGUUGCGAUGAAAUCUGGAGGCACGCAGCUGAAGCUCAUCAUGACAUUCCAGAACUAUGGCCAAGCGCUCUUCAAGCCCAUGAAAGGGAUAUCACUGCCUUCAAUGACCAUCCCCUCUGGAGAGGUUUUUUCUUCAGCGUCCCACUCGUCCGCGUCUCGCUGUCUUUCUGCCCUCACGCUGCGCUCUGGCCUCGGAUCCUGUCCAUUAAGCUGUUUCCAGCAGCUCUGUAAUAUGAAGGAAUGGAGUGCCCUCGGCACCCUGACAUUCUGACUGUGUCAUCAUUAACCUGCCCGUCUGUGUAUCUGCCCUCCGCGGGGCUUGCGUUUGCUGCAUGGCUGAGGCGAGCGCUGGAAUG